Larimichthys crocea (large yellow croaker) is the source of this 2755-nucleotide messenger RNA. Its product is annotated as cyclic nucleotide-gated channel cone photoreceptor subunit alpha. Bases 228 to 2198 code for a protein of 656 amino acids. Gene Ontology annotation, molecular function: cGMP binding; intracellularly cAMP-activated cation channel activity; protein-containing complex binding. The record is from RefSeq and is a predicted model, not a curated record. Gene Ontology annotation, biological process: monoatomic cation transmembrane transport. Lineage: Eukaryota; Metazoa; Chordata; Actinopteri; Sciaenidae. Gene Ontology annotation, cellular component: intracellular cyclic nucleotide activated cation channel complex; plasma membrane. The transcript is spliced from 7 exons.
UCCAUAUUUGCUCCUGUGACUUGUGUUAGAAGACAGAUAUCAUCAACUCUUCCACAGCACGAUCUGUAGAUGUCAGCAUGAGUCUUCAGCUCUCCUGUCGCUCUCACGUUUGAUGUGAAGGAGGAAGAACAAACAAGGACUAAUAUGGGAUUCAUUCAGAGCUCUCCCUGAAUUCUCCUCACUGCCUGAACUGCUCAUCAUCAUCACUCAUAUUCAGGCUGUCAAACAUGAUGCACUUUGGGUCGAACAGUGUUUGCCCUGCAGAGUCCAGACUCAGCAGCCAGAGCACAGAGGAGACCACCAGGAACCGGAGCAGUGGUGGUCGGUGGCCCCUAGCUGCACAAAACAUGAACAACUGCAACAACAAUGACGGCAAAAAAGAUGACAAGGAACCCAAAAAGGAUGAUAAGAAAGACGACAAGAAAGACGACAAGAAAGAUGACAAGAAAGACGACAAGAAAGACGACAAGAAAGAUGACAAGAAAGACGACAAAAAGGACGACAAGAAAGAUGAAAAGAAAGACGACAAGAAAGAUGACAAGAAAGACGACAAAAAGGAUGACAAGAAAGAUGACAAGAAAGACGACAAAAAGGAUGACAAAAAAGAUGCUAAAAAGGAAGAACCAAAGGAGGUGUGGAUCAUGGACCCUGCCACAGAUAUGUACUAUUACUGGCUGGCCACAAUAUCCAUCCCAGUGUUCUACAACCUUAUGCUCCUGGUUGCCAGGUCAUGUUUUAAUGAACUACAGUACACAUAUUCAACACUGUGGUUGGUUUUGGACUACACAUCAGAUGUUUUCUACCUUGCUGACAGCUUUGUGAGAACCAGAACAGGUUUUCUGGAGCAAGGACUGCUUGUAAAAGAUGAAAAGGUUCUUAAGGAAAAGUACAUGAAGACACGCCAGUUCAGAUUAGACAUCAUAUCUUUAAUUCCCACGGAUAUUGUAUUCAUCAAAAUUGGAGUCCACAACCCAGAGUGGAGGUUCAACCGCCUCUUUAGGUUAUCUCGGCUCUUUGAGUUCUUUGACCGGACAGAAACUCGAACCAAUUUUCCCAACAUCUUCCGAAUUGCUAAUCUUGUACUUUACAUCAUCAUCAUUAUCCACUGGAAUGCCUGCCUCUACUUUGCCAUCUCCAAAGUGCUUGGUUUUGGUACAGACACCUGGGUAUAUCCAGACACAAAGAAACCUGAGUAUGCUCGUCUGGCCAGGCAGUACAUCUACUGCUUUUACUGGUCCACUCUUACUCUGACCACUAUUGGUGAGACACCACCCCCCGUCCGAGAUGUUGAAUACUUUUUUGUGGUGGCUGACUUCCUCACUGGAGUUCUGAUUUUUGCAACAAUUGUAGGCAAUGUCGGUGCCAUGAUUUCCAACAUGAAUGCUGCACGUGUAGAGUUCCAGGCUAAGAUCGACUCUAUCAAGCAGUAUAUGCAAUUUCGGAAGGUCACCAAAGACCUUGAGAUAAGGGUGGUGAAAUGGUUUGACUACCUAUGGACAGAGCAGAAAACCUGUGAUGAGAAGCAGGUGCUAAAGAACUUGCCAGACAAGCUUAAGGCUGAGAUAGCCAUCAACGUACAUUUGGAGACACUAAGCAAAGUGCGCAUCUUUCAAGACUGUGAAGCAGGUUUGCUUGUUGAGUUGGUCCUUAAGCUUCAGCCUCAAGUUUUCAGUCCUGGUGACUACAUCUGUAAGAAGGGGGACAUUGGCAGGGAAAUGUAUAUCAUUAAAGAAGGAAAGCUGGCUGUAGUAGCAGAUGAUGGAGUUACCCAGUUUGUGGUUCUCAGUGAUGGGGCAUACUUUGGAGAAAUCAGCAUACUUGGCAUUAAAGGCAGUAAAGCGGGAAACCGAAGAACAGCCAACAUCCGAAGUGUGGGCUACUCUGAUCUAUUUGCCCUGUCCAAAGACGAUUUGAUGGAGGCACUCAUUGAGUAUCCAGAUGCUAAAAAUGCACUGGAGGACAAGGGAAGGUCCAUCCUACUGAAAGAUAAUCUCAUAGAUGAGUCGCUGGUCGCUGCUACUGAUGCCAAAGACUUGGAGGAUAAAGUCAACAAAAUUGAAGCCAGUAUAGAGAUCAUGUCAGCCAAAUUUCGAAAGCUGAGCCAACACUAUGAAUCUUCCCAGCGUAAACUCAAGCAACGUCUCAGUAAUAUGUCAAAUGAGGUCCAAACACUAAGAUUCGACGAAGACUUGGAUUGAUAUUACUAUUACUAUGCUUAAGGACUUCUCCACUUCAGGACAUUCAUGCUGACUCUUUGUACAUACAAAAUGGCAUAUGACCAGUAGCUGGACAGUCGCUGUCUCCAUUCAUUAUUUCCAUAUCUUGUAAAAUAGCAACCAUGCCUUCUCAUAAGCACAGAUAUGCACAGGGCUGGGUACCUCAAUACUUUACUAUACUUGAGUACCAAGUGAAAACUGAAGUAUGUACUGUUUGUAAGGUACGAUAGAGUACACAGUGCUUGGUCUUCUUUACUUGUCCUAUAUCAAUCAUCACUAUUUUACACCAUGAUUACUUUAUUUUGUAUUGAUAUUAGAGCUCUUUGUGUGAUGCAACUGAGAAACUGUCUUAAUUUAUUACAUUAAAACAAAGUUUAUUUUGUAGAAAGAAAUGUACUAAAUAACAAAAGGCAUAAAAAAGGUGAUGUCCAGUCAUACCAAUGCAUUUUUGGGAUCAAUUACAAAAGCAUGCAAUGUUAAUUUAAAGUUAAUCACAAAAGUAGCAAUUUAAUUACCACUUUCCCUCGAGCUCAUGUAAG